Messenger RNA from Suillus discolor, 1247 nucleotides. RefSeq names its product GMP synthase. Gene Ontology annotation, molecular function: GMP synthase (glutamine-hydrolyzing) activity; GMP synthase activity; ATP binding. Gene Ontology annotation, cellular component: cytosol. Gene Ontology annotation, biological process: GMP biosynthetic process. Lineage: Eukaryota; Fungi; Basidiomycota; Agaricomycetes; Boletales; Suillaceae. Bases 9 to 1247 code for a protein of 412 amino acids. The record is from RefSeq and is a predicted model, not a curated record. The transcript is spliced from 13 exons.
CAUAAAACAUGGCCGAAAUACAUGAUCAGUUUGAUACCAUCCUUAUUCUUGACUUCGGUUCUCUCAUGACAAGGAGAUGUUGCGAGUUGAACGUAUGCUCAGAGCUUAUGCCGUGUACACCAACGCUAACAAAUCUAAAGUUCAAGCUUAAAGGUUCGCUCAUUCUUGUUUUCUUGAAUAUCUCGAUGGAUACUAGCUCACGCGAGAUCCAGGAGAUUUGCUGGAAUCACAAGGGUCCUGUAGCAAAAUACGAUCAUCGCGAAAAUGGGCUGCAGAGGUUCAGAUUAGCAGGUUCAACGAAUCGGGGAAACUCUGUCGAUGCUUUGUUUGAAGAUCGGAUGCAGGUGCUUUUUUUCUUUGGAUGUCACGGCGAUCAACUGUCUCUCAUACCUCUUGAUUUCUAUGUCAUUGGAUGGAUGAGCACCACUCCCUACGCCGCCAUUCAUAACCCCAAGCCGUUCUAUGACAUUCAGUUCCAUCCAGAGAUAUGCAGUCAGAAAGGCUGUGUGAUUGGCGCGGUCAGCGGAGGUGUCGACAGAACCGUCGCAGCCAAGUUAAUACUUGAGGCAAUCGGCGACAGGUAUUUGGGGGUCAAACUGACCGUAGUGGAUACUUCUGAGCUCUUCCUCUCCCGACUUGAUGACCAUACUUUCAUCCUCGUCUUCGAGACAGAAGCGGCGAAGACCGAGGAAGCUGCUGAGAAGGAAGAGAAUGGAGCGAAGGAAAAGGGCAAGAUCGAAUGGCUAUUGCAAGGAACCCUAUACCCAGAUGUCAUCGAGAACAUUAACUUUGAGGGCCCUAGCGCGAUCAUAAAGACGCACCACGAUGUCGGUGGACUUCUCAAGGCCAUGAAAUUGAAGUUGAUCGAACUUUUACACGAGCUCUUCAAAGGUCUGAUGAAGUCCGCGCACUCGAGACUCCUGUUGAUAUUGGCACCUUCAGUCCCUUUUCCAAGUCCUGGUCUGACUAUUCGGAUUUUUGGUCUCGUCACACGCGAACAAGUGAAGAUCUUGCAACAAGCGGAUCAUAUCUAUAUCGAGGACCAGGCCAUGGCUGCUGGCAUGAUGGGGGACAAGCGCACAUACGAACAGGUAAUUACUCUCAGACCGCCGGUGACGUUGAAAGACUUCAUGACUGCGGAUUGGUAUGCGUUCCCUCCCGAAGUCUCACAUCGGGUAUUGUCCCGCAUCACAAACGAACCUUCUACUGUACGUCAUGUCGCUUCGUUUCACCAGAGUCAAGAUUGA